Messenger RNA from Zingiber officinale, 1512 nucleotides. RefSeq names its product perakine reductase-like. NCBI's taxonomy places the organism in Eukaryota, Viridiplantae, Streptophyta, Magnoliopsida, Zingiberales, Zingiberaceae. The coding region runs from base 137 to 1210 and encodes 357 amino acids. The transcript has 7 exons. Gene Ontology annotation, cellular component: cytoplasm. The record is from RefSeq and is a predicted model, not a curated record.
UCCAUUAUUCGCUAAACUAAUGGAUGCUUACAGAAGCCAUGAGCUCUGCGGUGUGGCAACACAAUGGAAUCAAUCCUUCGGCCUUAUCGUUCCCUUAUAUAUACAGUAGGAGAUAGCUGGCUCAGGCUCACCAUUAAUGCUGUGCCAAGAACAAAUGGAGAAGCAGGACAGCUUCCUCGUCCCUAAGGUGAAGCUAGGGUCCCAAGGCUUAGAGGUAUCCAAGCUAGGCUACGGUUGCAUGGGUCUCAGUGGAGUAUACAAUGAUCCAGUGAGUGAUGAAGUUGGAGUGUCCAUCAUCAAGCAUGCCUUUGACAGGGGCAUCACCUUCUUCGACACCUCAAACAUUUAUGGGCCUUGCACCAAUGAGAUAUUGCUGGGGAAGGCCUUGAAGGAUUUGCCAAGGGAGAAGGUUCAGUUGGCUACAAAGUUUGGCGUUCAGAGCUUCAGCAAGGAUGCUAUAGUCAUCAAUGGGGAGCCGGAAUAUGUUCGGGCUAGUUGUGAGGAGAGCCUCAAGAGGCUUGGGGUUGACUGUAUUGAUCUUUAUUAUCAACACCGGGUCGAUACGACCGUGCCGAUAGAGGAGACUGUCGGUGAGCUCAAGAAGCUAGUGGAAGAAGGCAAAGUGAAGUACAUAGGGCUUUCAGAGGCAAGUGCUAACACAAUUAGACGUGCUCAUGCUAUUCAUCCAAUUAGUGCAGUGCAGCUCGAGUGGUCGCUAUGGACUCGAGAUAGCGAGGAUGAGAUCAUUACAGUUUGCAGGGAACUUGGCAUUGGAAUAGUCGCUUACAGCCCUGUUGGUCGGGGUUUUUUCGCAGGAAAAGGAGUCACAGAAAUCUUGCCUGAGAGCUCUUUCCUGCAUGCACAUCCAAGGUUUACUGGAGAAAAUCUGGAGAAGAACAAGUCUCUUUAUUCAAGGUUGAAGAUGUUGUCUUCCAAGCAUCAUUGCACACCUGCUCAAUUAGCUCUCGCUUGGGUUCUUCAUCAAGGAGAUGAUGUGGUUCCAAUUCCUGGUACAACUAAGACCAAGAAUUUGGAUGAGAACAUUAAAUCAUUGAAAGUUAAGCUCGAUCAUGAAGACAUGAAAGAAAUAUCUGAAGCAGUGUCCAAAGAUGAAGUGGCAGGUUAUAGAAGCAAUGCCUUUAUUGAGUCAUUUAGUUGGAAGCAUGCAGACACCCCACCUUUAAACAGGACUACUCUUUCAGCAAAGUAAUCCCCCUUCAUAUGCUCUUGAAUUCACUGGAAACGAGAUGCAUAUUAUGUAAGAUUGUAUGUAAGUUUCUUUUCUUUACUUGUAUUAAAGCUUGCAGUGUCAUGUGUGUCUGUUCAUCCAACUUCAUGCCAAGGGUUCUUGCUAAUGCAGAUGCCAGUGAUUGGCUUACACAAUAAGAUACAGUAAACACGGGAAUGAUUCAACAAAUACAAACUGACAUGAAUAUGCAUGAAACUGGAUUGAUAUUGACCAUUCCGUCUGCAAGAAGACCAUGAAAUUAUUAUGAAAAAUGCAGAGAGAAA